Molecule: messenger RNA, 1388 nt
Organism: Salvia hispanica
Lineage: Eukaryota; Viridiplantae; Streptophyta; Magnoliopsida; Lamiales; Lamiaceae
Product: putative magnesium transporter NIPA9
Biological process (GO): magnesium ion transport
Cellular component (GO): membrane
Molecular function (GO): magnesium ion transmembrane transporter activity
Source: RefSeq, a predicted model, not a curated record
AGAGAAAACGCAUAUUCCAUAUCAAAGGAAUAUCAAAAUUGUCAAAGCCGAAAACAACAGAGAUCUGUGAAAAUUCGACAGAGAUCUUUGCUGCGCUUCGAAAUCCACGCAAUUCACAACAUCUUUUCCCCUCAUUCAUGCGCGAUUGCAUCAAUCUCUCUGCACGCACAAAUCUAGAACAAAUUCGCAACAAAAAUUGAAUCAGAGAGAGAUGUGGGAAUCGAUUUGCUUAACGAUUGCGGCUACCGCCGGAAACAACAUUGGCAAAGUGCUUCAGAAAAAGGGCACCCUAAUUCUCCCACCUCUCUCUUUCAAGCUCAAGGUGAUAAGAGCAUAUGCUUCUAACAGUGCUUGGAUAAUAGGCUUCUUGAUGGAUAUCUUUGGGGCCGUCUUGAUGUUGCUCGCACUAUCUCAGGCUCCUGUAUCGGUGAUUCAACCUGUUUCUGGCUGUGGGCUUGCUAUCCUCUCGGUAUUUUCUCAUUUUUAUCUGAAGGAGAUCAUGAAUGCCAUUGACUGGAUUGGAAUUGCUUUGGCUGGUAUUGGUACCAUAGGUGUUGGUGCUGGAGGAGAAGAGCAAAAGGCACCGUCCAUCUCGAUUAUCUAUUUACCAUGGCUGGUAUUUCUUGUUGCGCUCGUGUUUGUUCUGCUUAAUGGAUGGCUGCGUGUGUAUAGACGACAAAGAAGAGAACAGGAGUUGAUGCAAUACGAAGUGGUCGAGGAGAUCAUUUAUGGCUUGGAGUCCGGCAUUCUAUUUGGGAUUGCAUCUGUGAUAUCAAAGAUGGGAUUCCUGUUCUUGGAGCAAGGAUCUUCGAAGUUGUUGCUUCCCAUUUGUGUCUCAAUCAGCAUAAUGUGCAGUGGCUCCGGAUUUGUCUGCCAGACACGUGGUUUGAAGCACGGAAGGGCAAUCGUCGUGUCCACUUGUGCAGCCGUUGCCUCGAUCGUGACUGGCGUGCUUGCCGGCAUGUUUGCUCUUGGCGAGCAGCUGCCUUCGGCCCCAACGUCUCGCCUGAUGCUUCUCCUCGGAUGGCUCUUCAUCAUUCUCGGAGUGAUCCUGCUUGUAUCUUCAUCGAGGCUGAUGCGACACCUCCCAAGGCCUUGGAGACGCUUUGCACGAAGCGGGGUCGAAAGGAGCUUCGGCCUCAGGCAGUCGAGCUCAACCCGUGGAAGGGACACGAACCCAAGCACCGUGAUCCAAGCGAACACGCUGCACCAUUUGAUACCGCCCCCUGCGAAAGCAAAACCUUAAGCUUGAGCUAUUACAAUUCGGUUCAAUACCUUUAAAGAGUGUACAGUUUCAUUACUGUUUCUGUGUAUGUUUGCUUUGUUUGCUUAACUGUUCAAAGAUGUGAAAGACAAUCCCUUUUCUAUUGAAUUCAUCAUUUGGAUUA